This is a messenger RNA of Manihot esculenta (cassava), 1153 nucleotides long. RefSeq names its product RNA-binding protein 38. Gene Ontology annotation, molecular function: RNA binding. The record is from RefSeq and is a predicted model, not a curated record. NCBI's taxonomy places the organism in Eukaryota, Viridiplantae, Streptophyta, Magnoliopsida, Malpighiales, Euphorbiaceae. The transcript has 6 exons. The coding region runs from base 230 to 1033 and encodes 267 amino acids.
ACAGCAAAUAAGAGUUUGCUUCUGUCGGAUCUCUCUCUCUCUCUCUCACUUCAUCCAUCAUUUCCUUUGUCUUAAAAUCUCUCAUGAUGAUUCUUUUGUUUUAGAGGCACGCAGAGAGAGCAGAAGAGUAGACAAUAUAAUGAGAUGGAUAGUGAUAUAUGUGAGAGAUAUAUCAAGCUUUCAUGCAUGAACAAGUAUACCCAUUUGUCAUUUUGAUGAUUUGCAUGCCAUGGCUUAUCCACAUUAUCGAUCUCAGUUUGGAGACACAACGUUCACUAAAGUGUUCGUUGGGGGCUUAGCUUGGGAGACCCCUACUGAUGAAAUGCGUAGAUAUUUUGAGCAGUUUGGUGAGAUUCUUGAAGCUGUAAUCAUCACUGAUAAGAAUACAGGAAAAUCUAAAGGAUAUGGCUUCGUUACGUUUCGUGAUCCAGAAUCGGCCGGAAAAGCUUGUGCUGAUCCAAACCCUGUAAUUGAUGGAAGAAAAGCUAACUGCAAUAUUGCUUCUCUUCGACGGCCGAGACCUUCAACUCCAGCUUUUAAUAAUGCAGGAAAACCACAAGGUGACGCUCCUUACCAGGGAAGCCCAUCAUAUAGUGGAGCGGCAAAGCCAUUGCCGCCUCCUCCACCACCGCCGCCACCUCCUGUUAUCUAUCCACACCUCGGGUAUCCACCUUAUCCUCCUGAAUAUGGUUGCCACCAGGCUAUCUAUAACGCACAAGUUCAACACCCACAAUACUACCAUCAAGUGUACGGAACAUCAUCAUCAUCAUCAUCCGCUGUGGCCACACCAUACUACUAUCAUGGCUACUCAUUGCCACGUUAUGCACCCAAUACGCACCGUUUAGCAGGACCAGCUACCUACUUUUACUGCAGUAACUUGGACCUCCCUCCACCUACUACUAUUCAACCCACACCUCAUGAUCCCUUCCCCUCAUCUUCUGAUUCACAGCAUCCCUCUACAGAAACACAAGUUGGUGUGGUUACUUCGGAAAUUUCGAAUCUUAGCUUAAACAGUGAAAAACUUAAUUUGUAAAAUCUCCAUAACUUGUUGGUCUUCAUCUCUCUCCCAGCAUUUCCCUUUUACUCCAUAGACAGCUGCUGCAGCUAAGGAUUCGGAUUAAUUGAUUUAUUAUUCUAUGUUAAUUUGAGUUAA